AUGACAUCCAAACAAGACGAAAACUUUGAUCUAUACGACGAUCCUUACGCGGCGUCAGCUGGAAAUGGGGGCGCAGAUCCCUAUGCAGAGGAUGAUGAUGACUAUUAUCACAGCAGUCAUGGAGACCGCGGACGAGGAGGCUACAAUGAUGGUGCAGAUGCAAAUGAUGAUCAGUCUCGCUUCCAGAACUCUCGAGAAAAUCAUGACAACAGCUCUCGGUACAAAGCAGACGACUAUGGUGGCUCGUAUGGCCAAGAGAAGAAUCAGCAGAAUCAGUAUCAAGCUCCUGACUCUACUGGUGGCAAGAUGUUUAUUGGCGGCUUGAAUUGGGAAACCACAGAUGAGAGCUUGAAAACAUACUUUUCGCGUUAUGGUGAACUGACAGACUGUAUGGUCAUGAAGGAUCCUAUCUCCAACAAGUCCCGUGGAUUUGGUUUUUUGACAUUUUUGGAUCCAAAGCAUGUAGAUGAUGUGUUGAAGGAAGACCAUUAUUUAGAUGGCAAGAUGAUUGACCCUAAACGAGCUAUUCCACGAGAGGAACAGGAAAAAACGGAAAAGAUUUUCGUCGGAGGCAUUGCGCCAGACGUAACGGAGGAAGAGUUUGCAAACUACUUUUCACAGUUCGGACAUGUCCUUGAUGCCACACUCAUGCUUGACCGUGCCACAGGACGUCCCCGCGGCUUUGGUUUCAUUACCUUUGAGGACGACCGUUGGGUAGAAGCAGCUCUCAGUAGACGUGAUCUCAUGUUGCAUGACAAACCGAUCGAGGUCAAAAGAGCACAGCCAAAACAUCGUGCCGAUACAAGAGGCGGUGGUGGCUUUGGAGGGUCAGGAUACGGUGGUGGUGGGCAAGGAAAUCUUGGCGGCUAUGGUGGCGGCCAAGGCGGCUAUGGUGGUGGAAUGGGAGGCAGCGGACGAAACUAUAGCAUGGAGGCGAUGGGUAUGAUGGGAGGCGCUGGUUUUAAUCCUGGCUUUAGCGGCGGUGCUGGAGGUACAGAUCCUUACCAGACUAUGGGUGCCUAUGCUGCCGCGGCUGCGCGCUAUGGAGCGAACCCAGCCGCAGCAGCCGCAGCCGCAGCACUAGCGCAACGGUAUCGCAUGGCAGCAGCAGCAGCAGCAGCAGCAUAUGGUGGCGCUGGAGGAGCAGGUGCUGGAGGAGCAAAUGCUGGUAUGAACAAUAAUGCUGGUGGAGGUGGUGGUGGAUAUGACCCUACUGUUGCUUUGUCUGCAUUCUAUCGCCAGCAAUUCGGAUAUGGAAAUGCAGCAGGUGGAGCGGGUGGAGGAGCAGGAGGGGGAGGGAAUUCUGGUGGAACCCAAGGGGGCUACAAUGCAAAUAAUACUGCAAGCUAUGGCGACCAAGACUCUGGCAACAAUCAAUCGUCUCAGAGACGGUAUGGAUUGCAAGAUGGAUCUUCCGGCUCUGGCUACAAUAAUAGCGGGGGUUCCCCGUAUGGUGGGAAUGAUUCACGGGGAAGUGGCGGUAGCGGCUACGGCACAGGACGUAACGCAUCUAGUUCUGGUGGGGGUCGUCAGGGUAAUUCUUCUGGCGGUCCCGUGCGUGGUGGAGCUAGUGGCAGUGGAAGUGGUGGUGGCACAUCAUCUUCAGGUCAUGGACGAGGAGGUGGAUCAUAUCAUCCAUACCAACGUUGA
This is a messenger RNA of Lobosporangium transversale, 1650 nucleotides long. RefSeq lists its product as hypothetical. The record is from RefSeq and is a predicted model, not a curated record. Lineage: Eukaryota; Fungi; Mortierellomycota; Mortierellomycetes; Mortierellales; Mortierellaceae. The transcript has 5 exons. Gene Ontology annotation, molecular function: RNA binding. Bases 1 to 1650 code for a protein of 549 amino acids.